Molecule: messenger RNA, 1920 nt
Organism: Labrus mixtus (cuckoo wrasse)
Lineage: Eukaryota; Metazoa; Chordata; Actinopteri; Labriformes; Labridae
Product: pyruvate dehydrogenase [acetyl-transferring]-phosphatase 1, mitochondrial-like
Exons: 6
Coding region: 361-1920 (519 amino acids)
Biological process (GO): protein dephosphorylation
Molecular function (GO): protein serine/threonine phosphatase activity; cation binding
Source: RefSeq, a predicted model, not a curated record
UCCUGCUGGUUCUCCUGCUGGUUCUUCUGCUGGUUCUCCUGGUUCUCCUGCUGGUUCUCCUGCUGGUUCUUCUGCUGGUUCUCCUGGUUCUCCUGCUGGUUCUCCUGCUGGUUCUCCUGCUGGUUCUCCUGCUGGUUCUCCUGGUUCUCCUGCUGGUUCUCCUGCUGGUUCUCCUGCUGGUUCUCCUGCUGGUUCUCCUGCUGGUUCUUCUGCUGGUUCUUCUGCUGGUUCUCCUGGUUCUCCUGCUUGUUCUCCUGCUGGUUCUCCUGCUGGUUCUCCUGCUGGUUCUCCUGGUUCUCCUGCUGGUUCUCCUGCUGGUUCUCCUGCUGGUUCUCCUGCUGGUUCUCCUGGUGAGCAGCCAUGCUGGGACGGACGGGAGCCCUCAGUGGUCGUUGCAGGUUUGAGCUUCAUCAGUGCUGCUAUCUCUCCUCCUCUGCGCCGCCCCCUGAACUCCCCAGACUCCAUUACCCAGCAGGCAGUGGGAGCAGGAAGUACAGGGCAGAGCAGGAGGUGGGACCAAUGAGUCCAGCUCAGAUCAGUCGCAUCCUAAAGGCCAACGAGUAUAGCCACACCCUCCCCCGAGGCCCCGCAUCCCAUGGGGUUCUUGGUUUCCAUAGUAACAUGUUGCCAUCCAACCACCCUGGUGAGGACCGCCGGAGCAGCGCCACCUGCCUUCCAGGCCGCGGCGGCGUGCUCUUUGGCGUGUUUGACGGUCACGCUGGUCCAGCGUGCGCUCACGCCGUCAGUCAGAGGCUCCUCUAUUACAUCGCCGUGGCAACGCUGCCGCUGAGGACGCUGGCCGAGCUCGAGCGGGCCGUGGAAGAGGAACGGGCCGUACCGCCGCUGCUGGAGUGGCACAAAUACCCCCAGGAUCAUCCCGACGGAGGAGCGAGCUUCUUCCACAGCCUCCGACACUACUGGCAGGAGCGUCUGGAGGACGAAGAUGAUGAAGAGGAGGAGGAGGAGGCGGAGCCUGAGGAGGAUGGCGGGAGGGUGAUGUCGGCGCUGGUCAACGCUUUUCGUCGUCUUGACUACGACAUUUCUGUGGAGGCUCAAGUCCACCUGUCCAUGUCCUCACCCAGGCGUUUGUCUCUUCCCGGGGAGGGGCUGUCUGUGUCCUCGCCGCUCCGCGUGGCGCUGUCAGGCUGCACGGCCUGUGUCACCCACAUCUCCAAUGGCGUCCUGCACGUCGCCAACCUGGGAGACAGCCGGGCCGUCCUCGGCGUCCAGGAGUCAGACGGGAGCUGGUCGGCGGUCAGCCUCAGCAACGACCAUAAUGCACAGAACCCGGAUGAGCUGCAAAGGAUUCUGGGAGAACACCCGCCAUCGGAGUGGAGGACGGUGGUCCGUCACGACCGCCUGCUGGGUCUGCUGCUGCCGUUCAGGGCGUUCGGUGACGUCCGCUUCAAAUGGAGCGCAGAGAUGUUGAACCGGGUUUAUGAAACCCGACCGGACUUGAUGUCUGUAGUCAGUGAGGCGGUCCGGACUUCCACCCUGCAUUACCUGACCCCGCCCUACCUGAGCGCCCAACCUGAGGUCACCCGACACAGAAUCAGACCCUCCGACAAGUUUCUGGUCCUGGCGACUGACGGACUCUGGGAGCUGAUGCACCGACAGACCGUGGUGGAGCUGGUGGGAGAACAGCUGACAGGUCUUCAACAGCAAGGACCCAUAAUUCCCGGCGCUGGAACGACACUGGGCGGCCUGCAGCGCCUCCUGUUGGAGAGGAAGGGGCGGGUUCUGUCUGUACUGGAGGACCAGAACGCCACCACCCACCUGCUCCGCCACGCCCUGGGGGAUGACGGGUACGGAUCGGUGGCUCCAAACCGUCUGGCCAAGAUGCUGAGUCUGCCCACAGAUCUGGCCAGGAGGUACCGUGAUGACAUCACCAUCACCGUCAUCCAGCUGAACGAGGUCUAA